UAACGGCUGUUAUUGUAUUUUAUUUCCUUAGUCGUGCAAAUGCACGGCAGCACGGGUGCUGUAAGUGCUGUAUUACAUUUACAACACAACACCCAGUAAUCGCUCGUUUUCAAUUGUUCCUCUCCUCGAAUCUGGGUUCUUCAGUAAGUAGGUUUAGGUCUGGAUUAAAGAUGGCGACUGACAUGGAGAUUGAAAAGGAUGUAACAACUCAAUUAGAGGAUAAACAACCUGAGGCUGUUGAAAUUGAAAACAAGGAGUUGUUGAAAGCGGAGGAAUUAAGUCAUCAGAAGGAUACUGCGGAUUCGGCUAGUGAUGCACCGAAUGUAAAUGAUGUUGAAAUGACUGCUGCUGAGCAUACAGUCGUUGAGGAUGGACGUGGAGAUGUACCUGCUGCGGCUGCUAAUGGUACUGUCACUAAGGAUGAAUGUGGAGAUCUAGAGGCUGCUGCUGCUGAAGAUUCUGUUGUUAAGGGUGGAUGUGGAGAUAUACCUGCUGUGCCUUCUGAAGAUGCUGGUGUUAAGAAUGGAUGUGGAGAUGUACCUGCUGUGUCUUCUGAAGAUGCUGUUGUUAAGGAGGGAUGUGGAAAUAAACCUUCAGCUGCUGAAGAUUCUGUUGUUAAGGAUGGCUGCCCGGAUAUACCUGCUGCAACUGGUACCACUGUGUCUGCGGUUGAUUCUAUUGUUGAAGCUAGUGGUAUUGACGAUGUGUGUGGAAGAACCGAAGAGGAUGAUAAGAAAAAUCAUGAUGUUGAUAAUCAGAGUGUGGCUGUAGCAGUAACUGAGGAUAAUUUUCCGGAGAUAAAAGAGAAAGAUAAAAAGGAUGGGGAGUUGACAAAUAGGAGUGGAAUGGAUGUGAGCAAUGAGGCUUUGGUACCAGGAUCAGGUGAAGAGAAUGGAAGCAAAGAAGUGGAAAUAAUAAAUGGGGAGAGACAGAGGGAUUCUGCUUUGAAUGAUGGAAAAAAGAUGAAUGCAUCGACUGAUACGAUGAGUGCCAGUGGGUUGGAUGUUCUUCAGGAGAAUGGAACAAAAGAAGGGGAGAUGUGUAACAAGGUCACGGGGAUGGAAAUAGUUGUGGACAGUGAAUUGAAGGGAGAGGUGCAAAACCCGGAAUUAGAUGCGAGGCAGCAGGUUCGCUUGAAGACAUCAAACAAUUCAUUUUUAGGACCAGAUCCAGUUUUGGGUGAUGAGACAGGAACAGCGGAGGAGCGAGCUGAGUUCAUAAAGGAGCUAGAGACUUUCCACAAAGAGAAAUUCUUAGAGUUUAAGCAUCUAAGAUUCUAUGGAGAGCCAUUGAAUCUCCUCAAGUUGUGGAGAUCUGUAAUCAAGCUUGGUGGCUAUGAGCAGGUGACUUCGUGUAAGCUGUGGCGUCAAGUGGGAGAGUCAUUUAACCCCCCAAAGACUUGCACUACCGUUUCAUGGACAUUUAGAUGCUUCUAUGAGAAGUCAUUACUUGAAUAUGAAAAGCAUAAGAUGCGCAGCGGUGAGCUCCCAUAUACUGAUGCUUCGUUUCCAGAGCCUUGUAAAGAUCAGGCUGGUCAUAAUCAAGCCGCAGGUCCAGGAAGGGCAAGAAGAGAUUCUGCAGCCCGUGCUAUGCAGGGUUGGCACUCUCAACGGCUUCCUAGUAAUGGAGAUGUUGGGGAUCAGAUCAUCAAGGAUAAAGAUUCAUCCCCUGUACCAAAACGUGAAAAGCAACUGAAAAGCAUCGGUUUGCUAAAACGUAAAACGCCACCCCCUAUGGACGAUACCGCUAAAGUUGCAGGCAUUAAUACAUCAAGGCAACAGUUGGAUACUACGGUCGUUGACAUUGGUACUCCUGCUGAUUGGGUGAAGAUCAACGUGCAAAAAACUAAAGACUGCUUUGAGAUAUAUGCUUUAGUUCCGGGGCUUUUAAGGGAGGAGGUACGGGUACAAUCUGAUCCAGCAGGGCACUUGAUCAUAUCAGGCGAGCCAGAGAACAUAGAUAAUCCUUGGGGUGUUGUCCCAUUUAGGAAGGUUGUCAGCUUGCCUUCUAGGAUAGAUCCACAGCAGACAUCCGCGCUGGUUACUCUGCAUGGUCAGCUCUUUGUGCGUGUACCAUUCGAACAGUCAAAUGAGUAGAAUAGGCCUUAUGCGUAGUUGCAGAAUCAGACUGUAGGAAACAUAUAUCGCUUUUAGUGUCCUAGCACAAGGCUAGACGUGUAAUCAGAUAAAUGAGGUUGAUAUGUAUAUUCUUCGUAGCUGUUUACCAUUGGAUGGAGUAAAAAUAUACGUUAACCUGACAAGUGCUUGGAUAUAAAUUAUUUGAUCAUCA
Daucus carota subsp. sativus is the source of this 2289-nucleotide messenger RNA. RefSeq names its product AT-rich interactive domain-containing protein 5. The coding region runs from base 171 to 2096 and encodes 641 amino acids. The transcript is spliced from 13 exons. Gene Ontology annotation, cellular component: nucleus. NCBI's taxonomy places the organism in Eukaryota, Viridiplantae, Streptophyta, Magnoliopsida, Apiales, Apiaceae. The record is from RefSeq and is a predicted model, not a curated record. Gene Ontology annotation, biological process: regulation of transcription by RNA polymerase II. Gene Ontology annotation, molecular function: DNA binding.